CCUGCUGCCGUCCCUUUCCACAAACCUCAAUAACAACAGUAUCACAGGCUGAUAGUGUGUGUGCGCGAGUGAAGGGGAGUGAGGAGUGCCUCCGCCGUCGCAGCUGGUUGCGGCUGCCUCCCAGUGCUGGAUUUCCUUGAAGGUCUGCCUCGCCUCUGCAGUGCCCAGGAAAAACAAGGGGCCCCCAGAGACUGAGAGAGGCACAUGACACAGAUGCCAGUGUGCAGUGAAGCCUUAAGCACAGAACUGAUUUUGAUACUGGAUUGUGGUUAAAGGCAACAAAGGGAAUUCACGGCUUGUGUGUGUUAACAACGUAAUACACAUGACUGCAAAAAGCUGAAGUUCAAAGAAAGCAAGGGGGAGGUGUUGCACGUUUUGGGUUGACAGGAGCGAAGCAGCGUUCACCGCACAUGCUAGGUUUCCGUCAUUUACAACAGAUAACAUCUAUGACACUGCAAAAACUGUAGUAAUGGACAAGAAAAGUGCAAAUGGCUUUCCUUCCAAAGCCACUGAGAGUGGAGUGCAAAGAAAACAGCUGCCGUAUUCUGUAGAGACACCUUAUGGAUUUCAUCUGGAUCUGGACUUCUUGAAAUAUGUAGAUGACAUAGAGAAAGGUAACACAAUCAAGAGGGUGCACAUCCAGCGCAAAAAUCGGGGCCCAAAGUACAGCACACUGCCACGCAACUUCAGUUUACCUGGGCAUGGUGCUCGACCUCUAGCCAAAGACACUUGGGCCAAUACUUCUACUUUAGGGUCUAAACCUAAGUCACGCGUUACCGAAGUCCAGCAGCUCUUUGAGUUUCGAGCCAGUGAUGGCACUAGUGGUAGCAGUAGUGGAACCUCCCCUGCCAGCCAGACAAAGACAUCUGGGAGUGUUUUACUCCCCUCUCCGAAAGCUGCGGAAGAGCCUCAAAUACAAGCACCCAGUGAACAGUCCACGGGCCUUAAUGUUAGGCCUCACCUGUUAAGAGCCUCCAGCAUGCCUGUUAAUGUCCCACGGCGGAAAGGUUCGGACUCAACUGAUGAGCAAAUUCCUCAAUCACAGAAUGGCUCAACAGAGAAACUAUUUAAGCCGGCGGAGGGAGGCGACAGAAGAGGCAGUCUUCCACAGGACAGGGCCAGCUUACAUCAGCAGAUCACAGCAGCAUUGAAAAGGGUGCGUGAGUUAGAGGAACAAGUCAGGACCAUCCCCGAACUGAGGGCUCAAAUAUUAUCUCUAAGGGAAGAAAGGGAGCAACUGCUUGAAAGGAUUCAGCAACACCAAUCUGAGAGUAAGAGGCCUUCGCAGCUGGAAGAGAUCAAUGUUCCUCAGACUGAAUCUCAAGAAAAGGCUGUUCCGCCGAUUUUAACUGAACAGACAGAGGCUUCCUUAAUUUCACUGGACAUUGCAGUAGUACAUUCAGACAAACCCACAGAACAACAAGCAAUGGAACAAAAUCUUGUACCACAGGGUAUUUUAGAGCCAGAAAUUGAUAAUCAUGAAAAUGUAAUUGACACAAAGUCAGAGAAGGAACCAGUUCAAACACCAGUGCCUGUCCCGGUGAUACUCAUAGAGAAGGCAGAAACACCAACUGAUUUGGACGAAUCUGACAAGCUUUUGCAGGAAUCUACAAAAGAAGAAGAUUUAGAGAGUCAUUCCGAGCAAGUAAUCAUGCAGGAGACUUCGUCAGAGACUUUGAUAGAAGAUAAACAGUCAGCACUGUCAGAAGGGAUUUCAGAAUCAGAAGAAUCAAGUGUUACAAUUGAAUGUACAUCCACUCAAGAAGUUUCAGAGAAAUCAGAGACUGUUGAAGGACAACAUGAAAAUACAAUCUCUGAAGUUGGUGAACAGAAGCUUCUCUCUAAUCAGGAGCUUCAAGAAAAACUAAAAACUUUGGAAGAGAGUUUAAGCAAAGCGAGUUGUGAAUUAGAAACAACAAAUAACUUACUGAGAGAGCAGAUGGAUGAGAACCGACUAAAGGAUGAGAGGAUACAGGAACUGAUUGAAAGAGUGAAGGAUCAAAGUCUUCAAGGUCCUUCUGAGUCACUUCCUGAACCAGUUGUGACUUGUGAUGCAUCGGUCAGUACGGAUAGCAAAAGUGUCCUGGAGAAGGCUGUCUCAACAGAACCUCAACCAGCUGAUGGUCCCAAAGAAACAGACUCGAAAUGCUCAAGCACCCAGACAGAUAUAGUAGAAGCACGAGACAUUGAAAUCUUAGCUCAAAUCCCUACAGCAGAGAAAAUUGUAGGGGUAGAGAUUGUUAUGUGUGAUCAGGCAAUAGAGACUGAGCUCCCGGAUAAUCCAGAAAAUAACAAGGAAGUUUCUGAAAUGCUAGAGAGAACAGAGGCGGAUAAAGAAAAUGAUGUCCAAGAUUAUGUGUCAAGUCAAGAAAAUGUGGUUGCAGAGAGUGACACUGAAGAAUAUGUAAUGGUAGAAAGUGCUAUGGUUGAGACGAUGGCAAGUGAAACAGAAGUCUCUAAGCCCACAGUCCCAGAGACAGAAUCUGUGGAGAAUGCAGGUGUUGAAUGCACAGAAACAGAUAAAGACGAGGGAGAAAGAAGUGCAGGUUUGCAAACACAGCAGGAGCAAAAGGGAACACAAGGCCAGGAACCUCAGUCUCCGAGAACACCUGAAGCCACAGCUUCUCCUGCUGCCAUUGGUCAGGUUGUUAAUCGUAUACAGGGUCUUCUUAAUGAGCAGUGGGCCAGCCUAGGGAGCGGAGGCCAAGAUCCAAAGGGAGAGAGCUCCCAAAAACCUCAUGCCUCCAAAAUAAGCUCCAUUCAAAGCCACCUGAGAGGUUCCCUCAGUGCCCUGUCUGCUUUCUACUCACCUGUUCAGAAAGGAGGGGCUGCACGACAAUCAGGCCUCAAAUCUAUCAUGAAGAAGAAUGACUGUCCUGACAAGCAGGGCAACGGGGGAGCCAAGAAGUUGAAGUUUGUUGGCGUAAAUGGAGGCUAUGAGACUACCUCCAGUGAGGACUCCAGUGGGGAGGAGGCUCAGGACGAGGGGGAGGAGGUGGAUAGCUCGGAGUCUGAGGUGGAGCAGGGGGAGGAGAGUGGAACGGCCAAGGAGGAGGCUGCUGCUACUGGGGAGCAAGGUGACGGGGAUCAGGCAGAGGGGGCAAAGGGCUCUGAGGAGCCUGAUGCCCCCCAGGCCACCAUGAGUCCCCAGGAGGAGCAGCCUGUCAGUGAGUUAGUCGAUAAGAACUUUAUGGCUGCUUGUGAUUUCCUGAAGGAUCACAUGGCUGAGGUUGCUACUCCAAAUAAAGAGAUGAGGCAGAUUCUCAUGGUGCUCUAUCAGGAGUGGUUUCGUGUGUCCAGUCAGAAGGAAUCGCAGGCAGAUACCGUCACCUUGUACCUGAGGGAGGUGGGCUUUCAGGCUCCCACCCUUCUGCGGUAUAUAGUGAACCUGGCUGAUGGAAAUGGCAACAUGGCUUUACACUACAGUGUGUCCCAUUCCAACUUCUCUGUGGUCAAGCUGUUAUUAGACACAGGUCUGUGUGAGGUGGAUCAUCAGAACAAGGCCGGCUACACUGCUAUAAUGUUGGCAUCUCUUACUGCGGCUGAAAGCUCCGAAGACAUGGAGGUGGCUCAGCAACUGCUGAGAAUGGGCAACAUCAACGCACGAGCCAGCCAGUCAGGGCAAACAGCACUGAUGCUUGCAGUCAGUCAUGGGCGGACGAUGAUGGUGCAGCUUCUUUUGGACUGUGAGGCUGAUGUGAACCUACAGGAUCGGGAUGGUUCCACUGCCCUGAUGUGUGCCAGUGAGCAUGGCCAUACUGAGAUAGCCAAAAUUCUGCUGGAGAGACCAGAUUGUAACACGUCACUCACAGAUAAGGACGGCAACACAGCUCUUUCAAUAGCUACGAAGACUUCCAACUCUGAGAUAGUGGACCUUCUGAAAGCUCACACUGAUCCAGACACAGCCGCAGAUCCAGCAUCCUUGCACUGAAUGCAAACGCCUUGUCUUCAUUUUCAUCUGGCUCUGCCAGGUUCAACUAUCUACUGCCUCAAACAGACUUGCUGGCAAGGCCAACAGUCAACAGUAGAGACACAGCACUUACCGGUCAUUUGCAGAUUCUCAACCUAAAUAGGUGUUGGAGAAACAGCCAAUGAGAAAUGUACUUCUGUACGUCAAUCAAAGAUGCCGGAAUUACGGGAGACCCAUUGAGUGUGAGCCUCCCCAAAACUGUCCUAAAGCACAGCUACUGUAGCUUUUUUCAAGGUGUUAACAUUGCUUGGAUCAGGCAUGGUACAUUGUUACAUAUUUUGGCCUUCUCCUGGCAGGUAAUGUGAUUAUAUUUUUGUUAGGUGAUCAAGCAUAAUCUACAAAUGUUAUUUAAAAUAUAAAUAUAUAUAUCAGAUACACACAUAUUUAUUUUUUAUUGCACUUUUCUGUAAUAUUUCCCCAGGAGUGUAUCUAAGGCUUGUCUUAGUAAAACCUGUCUUCCUACAAAUGAGUUUUUGUUUCAGGAUGUACAUGUAACCAUUUCUCACCAUCUAAUUUAUUUAUGACACAUCUUUUUGUCCCACCAGUUCUCUUCCCGUUAAGAUAAGAAAAAAUGGGUGUGGAAUACAGUAUUUUGUAACCUAGGUGACAAAAAAUACUUGCAAGCAGGAACUUGUCCAUUUACAUUUAUUAUGUGAAAAUUUCCUGUAUGCAACCAGCUGCAGUAUUAACUUUUACUCCAUUAAAACUGUGCAUUAAACAACAAUAUACAGAUGGGAGUAUACAAGACUAUAGCCACAUGCAUAUGUGUGCCUGCUUUAAAUUAAGGAUGUUCAUUUAAAGCAGUUGUAAUAAAGAGACAUGUUUAAAGACAAAUCAAUAACUCAUCUGGACAAAGUAUAAAUAUAUAUAUAUAUAUAGUAUAUAUACUGUGGGAGGUGCUGUGAACUAAUACCCUGAAAUGUAAUGACUAUUUCCAAUUCUAUAUUUUUAAGUAUAUACAAGUAUAUGCAUGGAUGAAAUAUUGUCUCAAUAAAAACAUGCAUUU
Molecule: messenger RNA, 4976 nt
Organism: Paramisgurnus dabryanus
Lineage: Eukaryota; Metazoa; Chordata; Actinopteri; Cypriniformes; Cobitidae
Gene: kank4
Product: KN motif and ankyrin repeat domains 4
Biological process (GO): negative regulation of actin filament polymerization
Cellular component (GO): cytoskeleton; cytoplasm
Molecular function (GO): protein binding
Source: RefSeq, a predicted model, not a curated record